This is a messenger RNA of Podarcis muralis (Common wall lizard), 2902 nucleotides long. It is a transcript of the gene RUFY1, whose product is annotated as RUN and FYVE domain containing 1. Gene Ontology annotation, molecular function: metal ion binding. Gene Ontology annotation, biological process: regulation of endocytosis; protein transport. Gene Ontology annotation, cellular component: intracellular membrane-bounded organelle; cytoplasm. Lineage: Eukaryota; Metazoa; Chordata; Lepidosauria; Squamata; Lacertidae. The record is from RefSeq and is a predicted model, not a curated record.
CAAGGGGCAAAGUUCCUGAGGCAAAAGUCGGCUUCGCCUUGCGCGCGCGAAAGAGGCGCUUCCUUAGGAGUAAGCCCGCCCAAGUUCCUCCCUCGACGCCAGUGCAGAGCAGCCACACCAGGGCUGUGGGCGAGGAAGCCAGCGAGAGGGACCCGAGAGGGACAGGAAGAAGUUGCCGAGGCCCGAGGGCUCCUGACUCGCGUCAUAUGACCCAGCAAAGAUGGCUGAAGGAGGGCAGAGUUGCGAAGUAGUACCUGCUGCUCCCGCCGCGGGAGAGAGCGAGGGCUGCGAAGCCGCCGCCGCCCGGACCCCCGGCAGCGCGCCUGAGCUGAGGGGCGGCGGCGGCGGCGGCAAAGAGAGGCCGGCCGAGGACUCGCGGUGGCCGGCUCCCAUCCUCUCGCUGGCCAAGAAAGCCUCGGAAAACUUAGCAGCCGGCUAUGGGAGCGCCCUGAAGUCCGCAGCCUUGGUAGGACUCGUGCCCAAACCGCUCAGCAAUGACAGCCCAGCCAACCCAACAGCCAAAUUCCACAUGAUGGAAGAACGUUCAAAUCUCAUGAACAUGAUGAAACUGAGUGUUAAAGUCUUAAUCCAGUCAGCUCUGAGUUUGGGCCGGACCCUUGAUUCAGACUUCCCUCCCCUGCAACAGUUCUUUGUUGUGAUGGAACACUGUCUCAAGCAUGGACUUAAAGCUAAGAAGAGUUUCAUUGGGCAGAACAAAUCGUUUUUUGGACCUCUAGAGAUGGUGGAGAAACUUUGUCCAGAAGCAUCAGAUUUAGCAACAAGUGUCAGAAAUCUGCCAGAGUUAAAGACCCCAAUUGGAAGAGGCAGAGCUUGGCUUUAUCUUGCUGUGAUGCAAAAGAAACUGGCAGACUACCUGAAAGUACUCCUGGACCACAAGAAUCUAUUGAGUGAAUUUUAUGAGCCUGAUGCCUUGAUGAUGGAAGAGGAAGGAGCUGUGAUCAUAGGUCUGCUUGUGGGACUGAAUGUCAUUGAUGCAAAUCUCUGCUUAAAAGGAGAAGAUUUGGACACCCAGGUUGCAGUGAUUGAUUUUUCCCUGUACCUUAAAGAUACACAAAACAGUGACAAUAGCAAAGAAGAUGGAGGCAUUACUGCGGUGCUUGAUCAGAAACAUUAUGUAGAAGAACUUAACCGCCAUCUAAGUUGCACUGUUGGAGAUCUGCAGACCAAGAUAGAGUGCCUAGAGAAGACCAAUUCAAAGCUCCAAGAAGAGCUGGCAGCAGCAACUGAUCGGAUCAGGGCACUUCAGGAAGAGCAGCAGGAGCUGAAGCAAGAAAAUGAACUAAUCCGUGAACGAAGCGAAAAGCAUGUCGAGGUAACAAAACAGGACACCAAAGUUGAACUGGAAACAUACAAGCAGUCACGGCAAGGCCUGGAUGAAAUGUACAGUGAUGUCUGGAAGCAACUGAAAGAGGAGAAAAGAAUCCGAACGGAGCUGGAAAAAGAGCUGGAGCUGCAGAUUGGAAUGAAAACAGAAAUGGAAAUUGCUAUGAAGCUCCUGGAGAAAGAUACUCAUGAAAAACAGGACACUUUGGUGGCCCUUCGCCAGCAGCUGGAGGAAGUUAAAGCUAUCAAUUUGCAGAUGUUUAAUAAAUCUCAGAAUGCAGAAGGUUCGUUGCAGCAGAAAAGUGAAGCAAUAUCAUCCUUUGAAGGCAAAACGGAUCAAAUGAUGUCUUCUGUCAAGCAGAUGGAGGGCAGAUUGCAGCAUGCAGAAAAGGCCAGGCAGGUUGCAGAAGAAAAAAAUGUCAAACUGAAACAAGAACUGGGUGGCAAAAUUGUGACCUUGAAACAGCAGCUAAUCCAGCUGGAUAACAAGUGUUUAACUCUUGAGAGAGAAUUAAAAUCCGAGAAAGAGCAGCGGCAGACUCUGCAACAUCAGCUGCAUCAAGAGAAGGACACUACAGCUUUGCUAAAAACAGAACUGCAGCAAGUGGAAGGGUUAAAAAAAGAGUUGCGAAAACUGCAGGAAGAGAAGCAGCAAUUGGAAAAGGUCUGCGAAGAACAGGAGCAAGCCCUUCAAGAAAUGGGGCUUCACCUUAGCCAAUCCAAGCUUAAGAUGGAAGAUAUUAAAGAAGUGAAUAAAGCAUUAAAGGGUCAUACGUGGCUAAAAGAUGACGAAGCAACCCACUGUAAACAAUGUGAGAAGGAAUUUUCUAUUUCAAGAAGAAAGCACCACUGUCGAAACUGCGGUGACAUCUUUUGCAACACUUGUUCCAGCAAUGAACUUGCACUUCCAUCCUAUCCAAAGCCUGUACGAGUUUGUGAUACUUGCCACACUUUACUGCUUCAGAGAUGUUCAUCUUCUUCCUAAGACAUUGGCUUGUCCACAGGAAAAUCAUUUAAAACUGAGAAUGAACCAAAUGUUUAAUAGGCUUUAUUGGGAAUCUAAAUGCCAGCAGUAUGUAUCACUUUCUUAUGGUACUAGUUUCCCAUGAUAGAAUGGGACAUGAGGUUUCAUUUAUACAAAUUGGGCUUACCAAAAUAAUAAAAACUGAUAAUGCAUAGAAUGAAGUGCCAGAGAUAACCCUAAAUGUGCUCAAUGUGCUGCAAUCAUACUUCUGGUUUUGUUUUUAAGAUGUAAAAAGCUAUUGUUUGUAUUUAACUUUGUACUUCGACAUUUGUACAUUUGACCUCUAAAAUACAUUACUUUUCUCAAUACUUUAAUCCCCUCCACCUAUUCUAACAGUUCCACUUAAAAAUUCCUCUAGAUUUAUAUGUUACAAGAAAAAAUGCGAAUCUUAGUCCCUAUGGAAUAAUUUUUUACGUAAUGUAUAAAGAAUGUGCCUUUACUUCAAAAGUAAAUAGAGUAUAUAGUGUUUCUAAAGCACCUACAAAAUAGUGAUUACGCAAUAAAGACUUAAAUGCAAUUAAACAAGUUCAUCAA